Molecule: messenger RNA, 4836 nt
Organism: Verticillium alfalfae VaMs.102
Lineage: Eukaryota; Fungi; Ascomycota; Sordariomycetes; Glomerellales; Plectosphaerellaceae
Product: DNA polymerase zeta catalytic subunit
Exons: 4
Coding region: 1-4836 (1611 amino acids)
Biological process (GO): double-strand break repair via homologous recombination; error-prone translesion synthesis
Cellular component (GO): nucleus; zeta DNA polymerase complex
Molecular function (GO): DNA-directed DNA polymerase activity; nucleotide binding; DNA binding
Source: RefSeq, a predicted model, not a curated record
AUGGACCUAUUUCGGGUCAGGUUGAACUGCUUGGACCAUUAUCAAGGCACGUCGACGCGGUUUGAUCCCCAACUACGGAACGAUGUCCACCCCUCCCAAGCCGCGAAGGGACCAAAAGUCCCUAUCGUGAGGGCUUUUGGGUCCACCGAGACGGGCCAGAAAGUAUGCGCGCAUAUUCAUGGAGCGUUUCCCUACAUGUAUGUCGAGUAUAGCGGCAGCCUCGAACAAGAUGAAGUUGGCGCAUACAUCUAUCGCUUACAUCUUUCCAUUGAUCACGCGUUGGCAGUCAGUUAUCGCCGUGAUCAGUAUUCAAGAAAUGCCAAGUUUGUAGCACGAAUCACUCUCGUCAAGGGGAUCCCGUUUUAUGGGUUCCAUGUCGGUUACAGGUUCUUCCUCAAGAUCUACAUGUUCAACCCCAUUGUCAUGACACGCCUGGCAGAUCUUUUCCAACAGGGCGUCAUCAUGAAACGGAAAUUCCAACCUUAUGAGGCCCAUCUCCAGUACUUGUUGCAAUUCAUGACCGACUUCAAUCUCUACGGGUGUGGAUUUCUCGAUGCUUCAACUGUUCACUUCAGAGCACCCGUACCGCGUUAUACCGAGGAGGGGAACUCGCUACACUUGUGGCAUGACCAAUCAAUCCCGCCAGGGAGCAUCCUGGACGACUUCUACCUCCCUAGGACAGGACUUCCAGGCUGGAUACACGAGGAGGAGUACCGAGAGGACCUAGAAAGACUGAUCGAUGCAGAGAGAGACCAAGAAGAUCAAAGCCAGCCCGGCUUUGAUACAUUUGUCGAACAGCAUCCUUUGGCAAACUCGGUCAAGACUGCUUUGCAGUCAGUCGAAGAUUUAUUUCCAGCGAAUCUGAUGCCUGCGCUUGGUUUGGUGACAGAGAUCAUCGCCCCCGAUGAGAAUCCAGCCAGCAGCAUCGAUGUUGACGAGCAAAAGAUUAUCGACAAGCACUUGCUUGAUGCGAAUGACUUCCCGAACGACUCUGACGAGGACUGGCUUCCAGCUAUCAACUUUUCAACUGCUGCCGCGAAGGAGGGUUCGAGAACACUUCUAAGUGAGGCUGCGCCAACUCUCAAUACUCACAGGGCGCCCAGGGAAGGGUCAAGUGCCGGGCAACGAGGUAUUCUGCGGGAGACGACACCCAUAAUAGGGCCGUUCAAGGGCGUCUGCAUUAGUCGGCUGACAACUGGCAUCCCUCACGUUAUCCCUAUUCCAAGAGAGCUGCUUGCGAUUGCGGAAGUCGACAACUUGGUCAGCAAACGGCGUGGAGCACGGAAAUCAGAUAGCCAGCUCAACACGUCUGUAAAACGACGACCCUCUGCUGUGCUGGGAAACGAAUCGAAGCGCCCGAACUCCGGUCAUACACUAUCCCAGCACAACACAGCUGCAAGAAAACAAGAGGACAAGUGUAGGGUUCUGCCGAAUGUUGCUUCCGUCCCCGAAACAAAGCUGCCGAGCAAGUGGUUGUCACCCACAUUCAGGAGUUCGAGUAGACCCAAUGGUCGACAGAUAUUACCGCCGGGGCGAGCCAGCCAUGCAUUGGGUUUCCCGGUUGUCAAGAGCCAAGACGACCCAAAUACCAAGUUGCGUCUCAGUCAGAUCGACAAAGACAACUUCUCAUCUUCGGGCUCGCCAGAAAAACACGUGUUGUUCAAUACAGUUGUUCUGUUAGCAGGAGGGAACGGCUCAAAAGUCCCGUUGGCUGGAAUGACCAACGUUGGCAAAAUUGCAGAUGAGGCUUCGAGCUCGUCAAACACAUCGUGCUGUGCUUCGAAUGCACUGCAGGCCGUUUCUGACGGAAGAGUCAUUCUUCUCAUUGGGUCUUUGCCGCCCUCGAAGGCAGAUGUUACCACAAGUCUCGGCGAUGGCCAUACACCGGACGUUAUUUAUCAAGACGCGUACUACAGCAAUGAGUCGGAUGUCCCUCUGAAACCUCGAGAGUAUGCUGGCAAAGAGUUUCGUCUGGAGAGCAAUACUUUACCUUACCUUCCGGAUUUUGAUCCUACGCGUGUCUUGCAAGGUGGUGGCAGGUACGAGGAAACGGACAGCCCAGCAUUUGAUGAAGCUCUCGGCGAUGAGCAACGCGCAAUGUGCUCCUUUAGAGGCUGGGAAAUCGCCCAGCCUCCUCCCAGUUACAGAGAGGUGAAGAUCUGGUGGGAGACAAAGCAGACAAAACGAAAGUCAAAGUCGGAUUCCGCGCUCAAGUCAUUGCAGAGCCCCAAGAUGAACCAUCAUUACUCUCAGAUUGAUGGGCCAACACCACGAAACACUCACGGAUUCAAGUAUACCCAGAAGAAGAAGUCAAGUGGCAUCAAACAUGAGAUUCAGUAUAUGAGUACAAUGAGCUUGGAGGUCCAUGUUAACACGAGGGGUCAUCUUGUGCCUGAUCCGGAGCACGAUGAGGUCCAGUGCAUUUUCUGGUCAAUCAAAGCUGAUGGCUCGAUAAGCGUUAGUCAGGAAGCUGCCGGGGCCAUGAUCCAAGGCAUAGUCUUGCUUUCCUCUGAUGGGAGCUUGGCGGAGAGAGUACGACGGCAAACAUCUGUCGAGGUAGUCGAGGAGAUGGAAGAAUUAGACCUCUUCGUGCGGAUGGUGGAGAUUGUGAGAACCCAUGAUCCCGACAUCCUGACGGGAUACGAAGUUCACGGAAGCUCCUGGGGCUACCUCAUCGAACGCGCCCGCGUCAAGUACGAUUACGAUCUCUGCGACGAAUUCUCUCGCAUGAAAAGCAACUCACAUGGAAGAAUUGGCAAAGAAAAUGACCGUUGGGGCUUCAAUACUACGUCGACCAUCCGCGUUACUGGCAGACACAUGAUCAAUGUUUGGAGAGCCAUGCGCGGGGAGCUGAACCUGCUACAGUACAGCAUGGAGAACGUCGUAUGGCAUCUGCUGCACCGGCGUAUACCUCACUAUUCGUGGAGCACUCUCACGAAGUGGUACAAGAGCGGCAUGCAUCGCGAUAUGAGCAAGCUGAUGCGUUACUAUCUGAGCCGUACACGACUGGACAUCGACAUCAUAGAAGCGAAUGAGCUGAUUCCGCGGACCAGCGAACAGGCUCGCCUGCUCGGCGUGGACUUUUUCUCAGUCUUCUCUCGCGGCUCCCAGUACAAGGUUGAGUCCAUCAUGUUUCGUAUUGCGAAGCCCGAGAACUUCAUCCUUGUCUCUCCCAGCAGGCAGCAAGUGGGCGGUCAGAACGCCCUUGAGUGCUUGCCGCUAGUUAUGGAGCCACAAAGCGCCUUCUACAGCAGCCCAGUGCUCGUCUUGGACUUUCAGAGUCUGUAUCCAAGUGUUAUGAUUGCAUAUAACCUGUGCUACUCCACGUUUCUUGGUCGUAUCACCAACUGGAGGGGUAUGAACAAGAUGGGAUUUACUGAGUACAAAAGACAUCAACGACUCCUCGAGUUGCUGAAAGACCACAUCAACAUCACGCCCAAUGGCAUGAUGUUCGCGAAGCCUGAGAUCCGCAAGUCCUUGCUAGCUAAGAUGCUUGGCGAGAUCCUCGAAACUCGAGUGAUGGUUAAGAGCGGGAUGAAGCAGGACAAGGAUGACAGGUCGUUGCAGCAGCUCCUCAACAACAGACAGCUGGCCCUCAAAUUGUUGGCAAACGUCACAUACGGCUACACCUCGGCCUCUUUUUCCGGACGCAUGCCCUGCUCAGAGAUUGCGGACAGCAUCGUUCAGACUGGACGAGAGACCCUUGAAAGAGCGAUUGCCUUCAUCCACUCACAAGAGCGGUGGAACGCUGAGGUGGUGUAUGGUGACACAGACAGCUUGUUCAUCCACCUCAAGGGCAGCACAAAAGAUCAGGCUUUCGACAUUGGUAACGAGAUUGCCAAGGAGAUUACCGACAUGAACCCGAGGCCCGUCAAACUCAAGUUCGAGAAGGUUUACCACCCGUGUGUCCUUCUCGCCAAGAAGCGUUACGUCGGCUACAAAUACGAAAGCAGAACCAGGUCAAGCCCGACUUUGACGCCAAGGCAUCGAAACGCCGACCUGAGUCAGGUCAAGGCAUACUUUCAAGCGCAAUGUGAAAAGAUCAUGCGCGGCGCCGUCUCCAUUCAGGACUUUUGCUUCGCCAAGGAAGUCAAGCUCGGCUCGUACAGCGACAAGGGCCCGCCGCCGCCGGGCGCCAUGAUCAGCACGAAGCGCAUGCUCGAAGACGCCCGCGCAGAGCCGCAGUACGGCGAGCGUGUGCCCUACGUCGUGGUCACCGGCGCGCCGGGCGCUCGACUAAUCGACCGCUGCGUGGCCCCCGAAACGCUCCUGCGCGACUCGCAAUCACAGCUGGACGCCGAGUACUACAUAUCGAAAAAUCUCAUCCCGCCGCUCGAGCGCAUCUUCAACCUCGUGGGCGCCAACGUUCGCCAGUGGUACGACGACAUGCCCAAGGUGCAGCGCGUGCGCCGCCUCGAGCAGCGCACGGGCGCAGCAACGCGCCUGGGUCAGGGCCUAGGGCAAGGCCAGGGCCAGGGGACCAGCCGGAAAACUCUCGAGAGCUACAUGAAGUCGGCCUCGUGCAUCGUCUGCGACGUCAAGAUGAAGGUCGAGGGCACGCUCUGUGAGCGGUGCCGCAGCGACGUCCCGCCGAGCAUCCUCAACCUGCAGAGUCGUCUUAUGCGCGAGGAGAAGAGAUAUCUCGACGUCGUCAAGCUGUGCCGUAGCUGCGCGGUGCUGCCGCCUCUCGAUGACGUGGCGUGCGAUAGCAAAGAUUGUCCCGUCUUCUACUCAAGGGUCAAACAGGCCACCAGACUAGCUGCCGAGAGGAGCGUGCUUGAGCCGGUGAUCAAGGAGCUCGGCGCCGAGGCUGCCAGGGCGGCUUUGGAGUGGUAG